UGAUACAGAAGCAAAACUACCAACCCAACUACUAACCUCACUGCGUUGGUACACAUGGUCUUUGUCUAUAUUUUCCAUUCAGCUUUGUUAAAUGGAUAAAGAUAUAUUUAUACCUCACAAUUUUACUCCGUAAUAGUUAGAUUUUUUUGUCCCUUGCAAGAAUUAUUUUCGUUCACUUAGUUGAGUGAAGUACCACUCCAGUGCAAGAGGCUCAUAACCUCAGUGAUCCAACUUUGUUUGUUUUGGUCAGAUCUUCAUCAUAUCGUUUAAAAUAGGUAUAGAAGUACCCACACUGUUCCAGUGCAUACUUUUUUCUCAUGAAUCUUUUGACGUUUACCUAGAAAACAGGAAAAAUGUUCCAACAGACAGCUCUUGGGGCUAAUACUUCAUUUGGAGCUACCCGCACUCAAGCUGCCACCAAUGUUGUGAAAGAUUUUGAGGUGGUGUCACCACCUGAAGAUUCGAUUUCUUCUUUAGAGUUCAGCCCUGCUGCUUUACAGCAGAAUUUCCUAGUUGCAGGAAGUUGGGACAACUAUGUACGCUGCUGGGAGGUGGAACAAACUGGAAAAACUGUUCCUAAAUCAAUGCAAAACUGUGAUGGACCUGUUUUGGAUGUCUGCUGGACAGAUGAUGGAACCAAGGUGAUGAUGGCCUCAUGCGAUAAGCAGGUCAAGUGCUGGGACCUAGCUAGUAACCAGACUGUUCAAGUUGCUCAGCAUGAUGCCCCUAUAAAAACAUGUCACUGGAUUAAGAGUCCUAAUUACACAUGCCUAAUGACAGGCUCCUGGGAUAAGACGCUCAAGUUCUGGGAUAUGCGUAGUGCAAAUCCUAUAAUGACCAUCACUCUUCCAGAGAGAUGCUAUGGUGCAGCUGUGGAUUACCCAAUGGCAGUAGUCAUAACAGCAGGGAAACAACUAAUUAUUUAUCAAUUAGAGGGAAAGCCCCAAGAGUUCAGGCGGGCUGAAACAAACUUAAAGCAUCAGCAUCGUUGUGUUGCAAUAAUGAGAGAUAAAAAGAGCUCACCAACAGGGUAUGCUGUGGGAAGUGUAGAAGGCAGAGUGGCCAUUCAAUACAUCAACGCACAAGGUCCUAAAGAUAAUUUCACUUUCAAAUGUCAAAGAAUUAAUGGUCCUAACAACCAAUAUCAGGAGAUUUAUGCUGUCAAUGAUAUUGCCUUCCAUCCAUUGCACAACACAGUUGCCACUUGUGGCAGUGAUGGAACUUACAACUUUUGGGAUAAAGAUGCCAGAACUAAAUUAAAAUCAUCAGAGCAAUUUGACCAACCAAUCACUCGCUGUUGCUUCAAUCAUAAUGGCCAAAUAUUUGCAUAUGCUCUCAGCUAUGACUGGCACAAGGGCCACGAAUUCUACAACCCUCAGAAGAAGAAUGGCAUCUUUCUUCAUCCAUGUUAUGAAGAUACAAAACCUCGCAACUUAACAACUUCUUAAACUCACAUUAAUUCUGAAAAUCUUUUUUCAAUCAGGUUUUAAAUGUAUGUAUAUAGUUGAAUAUCUGUGCCGAUCAGUAAAUGUAAUUCUUUUUUAAAAGAA
Frankliniella occidentalis (western flower thrips) is the source of this 1550-nucleotide messenger RNA. Its product is annotated as protein Rae1. Gene Ontology annotation, molecular function: RNA binding; ubiquitin binding. Gene Ontology annotation, cellular component: nuclear pore. The transcript is spliced from 8 exons. The record is from RefSeq and is a predicted model, not a curated record. Gene Ontology annotation, biological process: transcription-dependent tethering of RNA polymerase II gene DNA at nuclear periphery; RNA export from nucleus. NCBI's taxonomy places the organism in Eukaryota, Metazoa, Arthropoda, Insecta, Thysanoptera, Thripidae. The coding region runs from base 354 to 1448 and encodes 364 amino acids.